AUGGGUUCCGACGACAAGAUGGAGACUGACAAGGCUGAAUCAGUCGCUUCAACUACCUCUGUGAAAGACGAGACUACUACAUCGACAAGACAGACUAAGAAACGGCCUCGAAGUCCGAUGCCCGAUGAGUCCUCGACGGCAACUACAAAACAGGGUGCCAUAAACCCUGCUUCUGCCGCUGCAGCUGCCCAGUUGAGUGCUUCGAUGGGGUGGAAUGGAUUGUACUCCCUACUUUCGGCAUCUGCGAUUAGCACAACAUCAACGACAAACGUCAUGCCAACCUCGGAGCAAGUGGAACAGGCUGCCACGAAAAGUAUGCAGGACUGUCCCCCAUUUGUCCAUUUGAGCAAGACUGAUUCCGCUCCUCAACUCAAGAUUCUUGAUGAUCGUCGAUUGACAAUCAAGGGUGGCAUGCGUGGUUAUCGAAUGUCUAGAGCCACUCACGGUGUUUCCGCUGGCAACUACUACUACGAAGCCAUUAUCUUGGCGCCACCUUCUGUCUCGGAAAUUGUAGAAUAUUUGCCAUCAAAUGUACGCAUGGGGAAAAAGCUGCAAGACCAAAUUCAGCAAGCUCUAUUGGAUGAGAAAGCAGGGAAGGAGAACUCUACUCAAUUUGGAGGCCACGCUCGGUUGGGCUGGAGUAUGCGAACUGGGGACCUUCAAGCUCCUGUUGGGUAUGACAAGUGGAGUUUUGGAUUGCGCGAUAUUGGAGGCUCGAAGAUUCAUUGCUCAAAACGAGACGAUAAGUGGGGAGGCGAAGCAUUUGGUUCGGGCGAUGUGGUGGGUUGUGCUAUUUCCCUUCCACCCAAAGACGAGGAUGGCAAUCCAACUGGUGUGAACACAAUCAAGUUCUUCAAAAAUGGCACACCUAUGGGAGACAUCAUCGUCAGUAAGGGGAGAAAAGAAGGUGGAGACGCUUUCCACCCGCCAGAUGGCGUGUAUUAUCCUGCCAUUUCCACAUACAUGGGGGCUGGGGUCAAGAUCAAUCCAGGCCCCUACUUUGUCUAUCCUCCUCGCAAGCAAAAGACUGGGUAUAAGUUUCAACCAGUAAGCGAUCUUUGCAAACCUCCCGCCCCAAUCGAAGAGGCCAUCACAAAAGUGCAAAAAGAAAAACCGUUCAGAAAGUCAGACAUGUUACAAAAGUUUCAAGAGCUCGUGGAGAUCGAGGCAAAACUUCUUCACGAUGCCUAUCAGGAGCACAGGAGAAAACAUAUUGAGGAAAUUGUCGAGCAGCGUGAGAAACGCAGUCUUUCCAUCAGUGGCUUGGAGGAAGAUGAAUUUUACAAGAAAGAUUAA
This is a messenger RNA of Cylindrotheca closterium, 1296 nucleotides long. The record is from the annotation of a GenBank genome assembly. NCBI's taxonomy places the organism in Eukaryota, Bacillariophyta, Bacillariophyceae, Bacillariales, Bacillariaceae.